Messenger RNA from Anguilla rostrata (American eel), 3509 nucleotides. RefSeq names its product sterile alpha motif domain containing 10b (gene samd10b). The transcript has 5 exons. Gene Ontology annotation, biological process: cell surface receptor protein tyrosine kinase signaling pathway. NCBI's taxonomy places the organism in Eukaryota, Metazoa, Chordata, Actinopteri, Anguilliformes, Anguillidae. The coding region runs from base 29 to 757 and encodes 242 amino acids. The record is from RefSeq and is a predicted model, not a curated record. Gene Ontology annotation, molecular function: protein binding. Gene Ontology annotation, cellular component: cytoplasmic side of plasma membrane.
GUAUUAUUUAUUUAUUUAUUUAUUUUUUAUGAAAGUGAAUGAACGCUGGGGAGUCAAGUCAGACGCAGGCAGUGCUUUGGCAGUCGGAGGUACGCGUCAACCUAGGCACAGCAGUCUCACCGGAGGACACACGAGAGCAAAACCGUCCACUUUCCAGUUGCCAGAAACCGAAAAGCAUGGGAGGCUAUUUCUAAACAAAACCACGGAGAGACAGCCUACACAGAGACCUACCAUGGCCGUGGACGCUGCGUCCAGUUUCAGUUUCUGUCGGACCGCCCUGGAGCACACGCUCUCUGCUGAGGAGCUCAGCUAUGAGCUGCCCCGCACGGGCGGGAGCCUGACCUGGCAUGACGGGCGGGGGCAGCAGACGGCCGGCGGAAGGACCGUGAAGCUGCUUCAGCAACCCGGGACCGAGGCCCUGCAGCUGCGGCCAGGUGAGGCCUUCACAGUAUACCACACCAGCCCCACGCUCUCCAGUCUGUCCAAGCCUGUGGUCCUGUGGACACAGCAGGACGUCUGCAAGUGGCUGAAGAAGCACUGUCCCCACAACUACCUGACCUACGUCGAGGCCUUCUCACACCACGCCAUCACAGGACGGGCCCUGUUGCGGCUCAACGGGGAGAAGCUGGAGCGCAUGGGCAUCGCGCAGGAGACGCUGCGGCAGGAGGUGCUGCAGCAGGUGCUGCAGCUGCAGGUGCGAGAGGAGGUGCGCAACCUGCAGCUGCUCAGCCGAGCUUCCUUUGGAAACCUAUCUUAGCUCAUCCAUCCGUUUGGCAGCUCUCUCUGACACAACGGAUCUCUCAUACCUCUGGGAGGAACUGAACAGUCCAGAUAUGUGAAUGGAAGAUCAUGCCUUGAAUUUGAAAGGAGAAUUUCAUUUCUGCCAACUUGGGGGUACAGACAGCAAUCUACGCAUUUUUUAAAAGACAAUGCUGUGUUCAGCAAUGAGACUGAUACUGUAAUAUAGUGAUCAAAUAUUAGAUUGCUAACAACGAAAAGCAGAAUCACUCAGAUUAUCAUCUGUGAAAUCAUUUUUAUUGUUUAUUUAUUGGAGGUGGUUGAGGGGAAUAGAGGGGUUUGCUGGAUGUUGCAGUUUGGGAAGGUGUUGCAAUGAAACUACUGAGUGGCUAUGAUACGUCAGCAAUGAAGAAGUCCUAGCAGGCCUGUGCUACUGUAUGGUUCAUUAAUAUUUUCCCUGUUGCACGGAGUCUAAAAUUAUGCUAAAAUUCCUGGUAUGGUGGAACACAAUCAUCAUCAUCCCUGUUACUGCUAUUAUAGGCCACACAUUACCUUCUCGAACUGUUUCCCAGUGGAGUGCAUUUGCAACAUUGCUGGCUGUAGGACAAAAAAGGAUGAACCCGUCAGCAAAUGUUUGUGAAUGCUCACGCAGUCCAAAUGUCUCUAAUGUGGGUUCAUACCUUCACAACGUCCUGGUCUUUUAUCUGAAUUGAUCUUUGUAAAACAACCGUGGGACAACCCCAUCAACUCUGUACCACAGAAUGUGGCUUCUUCAAUAUCACAUUCUAACCUGUGGUUGAUAAUGUCAUUUUCAUCUCAGUAUUUAGACUUUGAUUUUUCUUUUUUAGGCCCUGAUUUGUUUACCACCCACAGAUUUCCAUCCUCUAAAGCACUUACUGAUUCAGUUAGUUGCAACCAUUUUAUAAAGCCUCACCGUUCAAACAUAUAGUAUGUAGCUACUGAAAGAUUCACUCUAUGAACACCUCUAUAUUCUAUGUAAUUUGUUGAAAAUACAAGGGAAAAAAAAUAUAUAGCAAUAAUUAAACAGGCAUUGUGAGUCCAGGAUUACUGUGAAAGUGUGUCCUCUGAUUAUGUCUGUUAUUUCAAUACUGUAGAGCUUUCACAAUAACAGUACCUUUAUUAGAGCAUUCCUUCUGAUAACAAAAAAUGAGCAUCAAUUUCCAAAAGAAAAAAAUUUCCCAUCUUUUAAAAAUGAGAUUUGUGACUUGGCUUCCAUCACUAUAUUCCACAAAAAGGAACUCAUUCAUUGACGUUUAGUAUGCCAUAUGGUGAAAAUACACUAAAAAAUACACUAUUUGAAUAGCAAUAGGGUGCCCUGGUAAGAAGACAAUGACAUAUUGACUCUUAAACUUUUCUUCAAAAUUAUAACUCAGAUUUUCCAUGUAUGAAUCAGUAAUUGAGAAAACACAUAUUUGUAAUGUAAUUUGUGUUCCUGUUUGUCGUAUUUUAUCUUAUGGCAAAAAAAAAACCUCCAUGAAUGAGUCAAACAGCCAGAAAUCGACUUUCAGUAAUUGUUAUUCUCAUGGAAAGCAAUGGUCUGAUGUGAGUUUAGUGGCCAUGAAGGAUUGAAUCGAAUCAGAAUGUAGCACUCAGGAAUGUGAGUCCUGUAGCACUGUGAACAGUUAUUUACGACUGAGAAACUAAAUCAUCUGCAUGGACUGACUUCAUCUAUUUGAAACCGAUUGUGGCUUUUGGCUCACAGACUAUUGGCAAGAUGCAUCCUAUAAUAAUAACUCCAUACCAGUAAGAUAGAAUAUUGACUACAAAAACGCAGAAGGAAUCAUGCUUAUGUGACAGUUCACAAAUACACAGAACGCUAGAUAGUGAUACCCGUGUUUGUUUUCUUAAAAGCACAGCGCAUAUUCCACCUGAUAUUAUUCACACUACACUUGACAAACUGUAAUUUCCCACUCUGCCACCUUAAAAGGGCACUGCAGUCAAAAUCCAUUAUUUGAUGUGUUGUAUAAGUAUGAAAGAUGAACUUGACCGAGCAAUGCUUCUGAAGUCGAGCUAGCCCUUAGCUGAACCCUGGUCCCCACUGCUACGGUGAUGUAAUUGUGACUAAGGCAACUCUGAGCUAUUGCUGCAAGCCAGAGGCAGGAAAAGUAAAAAUUAUAUACAUAUAUUUUAAUAAGUAUAUACAUAUAUAUGUAUAUACUUAUGAAAUAUUCAUAGUUCAAACCUGUACAAUUAGACAAAAUACAGUGACAACGUCUGUUCAUUUUGUCAACCUUGUGCUUCCUAAAACAGCAACCGCUCAGAGCAAGAGCUCAGAGCUGCCUUCACUGCAGCUACAUCAAUGGAAACCCGAAGGGUGGUUUGAAUUUUGGGAGCAUCGCUCUCACUCCUCAAGUUGAUGCCUCAGACAUAUUAUACAACAUAUCAAUUAAUAGACUUUGACAGGAGCAUGAUGCUAGAAGGUUGCAAAGCAGGCAGCAGAUUAGAAGAAACUGCUGACAUGAACCAUCAGUUUCAACUGAGCUCUCUCGUGGAUCUGUCUUCCGGGUUGUCAUUGUUCACUGUGGGCCCUGCCUCAUUGCCACACUCACAGUCACAAAUCUCCUCAGUAGACCCUGACUGUUUGGGGGUCAGAGAAUCUGACUGUUAAACAGACAAACUUUCUUUUAUAGGAAAAGUGGUGUUUAGUUCCAUUUUUGACACAUUAUGCAAAAUGGAUAUGAAAAUUUCAAGUAAUUACCAGUUGUACAGAAUAUGGGGAAAUGUUUUUUUAAAUAAAAUAAAUUCAGACA